This is a messenger RNA of Talaromyces rugulosus, 429 nucleotides long. RefSeq lists its product as uncharacterized. Lineage: Eukaryota; Fungi; Ascomycota; Eurotiomycetes; Eurotiales; Trichocomaceae. The record is from RefSeq and is a predicted model, not a curated record. Bases 1 to 429 code for a protein of 142 amino acids. The transcript is spliced from 3 exons.
AUGUCUUCUGCAAUUGACGACACUACCCUUAGUCCUACAGCCAUCCAGCCCCGCCGGGACUCGCUGGAGAAACACCUGCAGACUCGUCCGGAACUGCAGGACCUAAAGGACAGGCACAUUUUGUUAGAUACAUCUGCUGCUCCGGGCCUCCAAGCUGCCCAAGCCGAGCUUGCACGCCACCGGGCAUCUGACAAUCUGAAAAAGCACCUAGAGAAACGCCCUGAACGCGACGAACUUAUCGAGAAAAACAUCCUUCUCACUGGCCGCACCGACAUGGCCCCGUCUUUGCAAGCAAACGCGCGCGAGCUGGAGAAGAACAUGCUCGUCGACAACCUCGAACACAAAAUCAAAGACCGUCCUGAGCCGGAGAACUUGAUUGAGCGGGGGAUUUUGGAUGAGCGCGAGAAUCCGCGAAGACCGUCUGAGUAG